UUCAUUGAAGCCAUUGACUUGUUUUAAAACGCUGAAUUUGAGAAUACUUAACAGAGUUGAACAUUUUUACCUCUAAACUGGUUAGAGGAGUAAAAACACGGAGCUGUCAGCGAAGGUUUUGUGCUCUAAAUGCAGUUUCGCAGCUCGCUCUCGCUAAGCUUUUUUUUUUUUUAUUGUUGACGUUAGUUGUUUUGUUGCGGUGUUGAUUUUACGCAACAAUGUUUCAACCAUUUAAAAACCAGCCGAACCCUUAUUCCCCUCUCCGAAGCUUACUUUCAAUCCGAUCUUAGUCUGAUGUAAUCAUAUUUUUGUCGUUUUCUUUUCAGUCGACGCGACAAUGUUUCACUCUACUUUUUUUUCCUCUGAAGUUUCAAUUAAACGGACGUUUUUCGACAUUUUUUGCCGAUUGUUGACAGCGGGCGAUAUCCCACCAUCAUCAGGGUUUAAUAAAUAGUUUUUGUCUUCUUAUUUAAACUGUUUUAUCGUUGUCUUUCUUUAUGUUGAAUGAAUGGAGCUUAAAGUGCGCAUGCGCGCUGGAGCUGGACGUUUAUAAACAAGGAUUCUGACUUUAAAGCCUGAAUCCAGCACCCUAACAUAUUAAAGCUCUGUGUUUCAGCUACAUCAUGGUUUGGGAGGUUAAAAACCCACCAUCCAGGACCAAUAUGCAGCAGACUGACCCUCAGAGUGAAUCCACAGGGAUAAUGAACAUUGAUGGGAACCGGGCUCAUGAUCCGCUACGCUGUGACGAACACUUCCCCUCCUCACCCAGCCUCCCCACCAGCGACACUUUCAUGGAAUACGACGACCUGCCGGAUCUACAGGAGGUUCAGGAGGAACUGGAGCCGGCGCCCGUUUACCAGCUGGAACUGGGUGUGUCGCACCAGGAGCGGCGCGCCGACCCACAGCCCCCGGAGACGCUGUGGCUCACGCAGCUGGCCCACAUCGCCACCGGACCUCAGAGCCCACUGCUACAGGGUCUUCCUCACAGCAGCUCCCCUGCAGUCUGCAUCCCCAGCACCAGCAGUGACCUACACUCCUACGCCCGUCCUCCACCUGCUCUCCUGAGCAGCACGUCGCCAUCUAGAGUUCACAGCAGACAACGACAUCGCAGCAGGACCAGCAGUGAGUGCGGCUCUGCCGUCUCUACCAGGUCCUCCCUGUCUGAUGAUGAGGACAUGGGCUGGAGCUUCUCCUGCCCCCCCACAGCCUGGCACUGCUUUCUGAAAGGAACUCGCCUGCGCUUUCACAGCGGCUCCUUUGUGGGCUGGCAGGGCGUUGAGGAGCUGGGCUCUGCUGAGGAGGACCGUACGGACGAGGAGCGGUCCAGAUUCCUGAAGAGUUACGGCUCCGAGGGCCUGCAGCUGGUGGAGCAUGAAGAGACGGUGUCCUCCGGUCAGGCCGUCUUACAGCUAACCUUUGACCCCGGGGUGUUUGGACAUACCCCGAUCACAGCGCGCUGCCACCUGGAUCACCCCUUCUACGUCAAAAGCAAAGGAUGGUCGUCCUUUUAUCCCAGCUUGACCGUGGUGCAUUAUGGGAUACCGUGCUAUGAAAUGGAGGUGGGGGACACGUGCCUGCCUCCUGGACACAGAGAUGCUAAGCAUACGGAGGAUUCACUGGUGUUUGACACAUUUAAAAGCUACGACUUCACCCCUCUGGACUCCUCUGCCGUCUACCUGCUGAGCAGCAUGGCCAGACGUCGACAUGCGUCACAGUCCAGCGGGGGCGCUGUUUCCCCCGAAAGAGAAACAUUACCAGACAGCCACAGUCCUCGACAGCAGAAAGCAGCUAAAGCUAAAGCUCAAAGCAGCAGCAGCAGCGCCUCGCCCAGUAAAUGCAAGCGGCCGAUGAACGCCUUCAUGCUGUUCGCCAAGAAGUUCAGGGUGGAGUACACACAGAUGUAUCCCGGCAAGGAUAACAGAGCCAUCAGUGUCCUCCUGGGGGAGCAGUGGAAGAAAAUGCGAAGCGAGGAGCGCCGCGUCUUCACCCUGCAGGCCAAAGCGCUCGCCGACGAGCAGAAAAGGCUCAACCCCGACUGCUGGAAGCGCAAAAGAACCAACUCUGGCUGCCAAGGAAAUCAAAGCUGAAUCGAGGGAGCAUGUCGGAGUACAGACAGAAUCAGAAGAAGAAGAAGAAAGGAGCCUUGUACUGGGAUUCAGUACGUUCUGGUGUUUAUGGGAUUAUCAAAGAUCUCAAAGCAGAACAACAAAGUAGAAACUCACCUUUAAUGGGCUCCAGGUAACAAGUUUAACCCCUUAAAACAUUUAAUUAAAUGUUUGGGGUUGGGGAGGGGGUGCGCCGCCUUCCUAUCAGAGACGAGCCUUUUUCUGAGGAGCAGGUCUGACCACUGGGUGGCGCUCCUAUCAAACCAGAGCUGUCCUGGUGGUUCUCUCCUAGUGCUUGAACCAGGUGGAGGUUGUGGUGCUGUAGCAUUUUAGCCAAAGCUAUGUAGCCGAUUUCUCCUAAUCUAUGUCAUAUGCAAUUUAUUUCCUCGUCUGUUAUUACUUGUAUUUAAACUAAGUGUUACGGCACAAAAUUAUAGGAGAUGUAUUUAGCGUUAGUUUAUAUUAGCCUUGUUUUAUUGCAGCUUUAGUGCGUAAUGUUCAUCUGCUAAAUUCGUUUAGGAGCUUCUUCAUUAAUUCAUUACCAUUUAAAUUCACAGGUUGGGGUUUCUGUUCUGUUGAAGGGUUAUGCGCCGUCAGUAUCGUACCUGCAGUAGAUCAUUUGGAGUGAUGGCGGUCAGCCAUACGCUGAAGCUAAAACAUCUAGUCCAGAUGUCUGAAUCCUGUGGCUAUUAAUAACUUCAACUUAAAAUAAUACAGAACUGAUUAUAAAAAAAAA
Messenger RNA from Cyprinodon tularosa, 2841 nucleotides. RefSeq names its product HMG box-containing protein 1-like. Gene Ontology annotation, biological process: regulation of transcription by RNA polymerase II. Bases 624 to 2087 code for a protein of 487 amino acids. Gene Ontology annotation, molecular function: RNA binding; DNA-binding transcription factor activity, RNA polymerase II-specific; protein binding. NCBI's taxonomy places the organism in Eukaryota, Metazoa, Chordata, Actinopteri, Cyprinodontiformes, Cyprinodontidae. Gene Ontology annotation, cellular component: nucleus. The transcript has 12 exons. The record is from RefSeq and is a predicted model, not a curated record.